UAUGAGGAAAAUACAAAGGCGAUGAUUGAUGUCGAUAUGCGCGCGGUUACGUAUCGCGCGAAUGACGUAACGACACUUUAUCACGAAAAAUGGCCGUCGCCGUGUGGGCCGAGGAUGAGAUCGGGCGAAAGUGGGAUCGUUGCUUCACGGAUGCCAUUCUUAAACUGGGUGGCGGUAUCGCCCUCGGCGGAGUGUUUUCCUUGUUUUUCUUCAAACGGAGAAAGUGGCCUAUAAUAACUGGUGCUGGCUUUGGAUUAGGUAUGGCAUACUCCAAUUGUGAGAAAGAUAUAAAUGCAUCUAUAAGGCAACGACAACCACUAAGUUGUACACGUGAAGAAAAGAAAUAAUUACUAGAAGCUACUACACAAAACUUAAAGUUAAAAUCAUUAUUAAAAUUAAAAUAGUUGCAAUAAAUUAAAUAACUAUACUGUAA
Odontomachus brunneus is the source of this 433-nucleotide messenger RNA. RefSeq names its product MICOS complex subunit Mic10-like. The record is from RefSeq and is a predicted model, not a curated record. The coding region runs from base 90 to 347 and encodes 85 amino acids. The transcript is spliced from 3 exons. Gene Ontology annotation, cellular component: MICOS complex; mitochondrion; mitochondrial inner membrane. Lineage: Eukaryota; Metazoa; Arthropoda; Insecta; Hymenoptera; Formicidae.